Heterobilharzia americana is the source of this 2148-nucleotide messenger RNA. The record is from the annotation of a GenBank genome assembly. NCBI's taxonomy places the organism in Eukaryota, Metazoa, Platyhelminthes, Trematoda, Strigeidida, Schistosomatidae.
AUCAAGUAUAAGGGCGUUGAUUUGAGAGAGCGCGAUGCUCAUCAAGGAAUUUCGCAUUAUUCUACCCCUGACUGUUGACGAGUAUCAUGUUGGACAACUAUGGGCAGUUGCAGAAGCGUCUAAAAAUGAAACAGGUGGUGGCGAAGGAAUAGAGGUUUUAGUAAAUGAACCAUUCAACAGUGAAGUCAAUCCUCCAGAAUCACCUUUGGUGGCGAAUGACAAAGAGUACUAUUCUGGACAGUACACCCAUAAACGGUUUUAUCUGGCCAGGAAGGUUCCUGGUUAUGUACGACUACUUGCUCCAAAAGGAUCACUAGAAGUUGAUGAAGAGGCCUGGAAUGCAUAUCCCUACUGUCGUACAGUUUUACAGAAUCCUAAAUAUAUGCAAGGAAAUUUCACUUUGAUGAUUGAAUCGAUGCAUGUUCAGGAUAAGGUUGAUGUAGAAAAUGUAAGUUUCUAUUUUCAACUUGUGAAAAUAUCUCAGAUCCAUAACCUUCCACCGAAACUUUUAGCUCAACGAGAAGUUAUAUAUAUUGAUAUAGCAAAUGAUGAAUUGUACACUGCUUCUGAUUAUGACCCAGCAUGCGAUCCUCGAAUAUACCAAUCAGUCAAAACUGGUCGAGGUCCAUUAGUCGGUCCGAAGUGGUGGGAGAACACAGAUCUACCAAUAAUGUGUGCUUACAAACUGGUGACAUGUGAAUUUAAAUGGUGGGGUAUUCAAGGACGAGUGGAAAAUAUGAUACUAAAUCAAGAAAGACGAAUCUUUCUGAAUUUCAAUCGUCAAGUUUUCUGUUGGUUAGAUAAGUGGCAUGGGCUCUCAAUGGAUGAUAUUCGAGAUAUAGAAAAUAAAACAAAAGAAGAAUUAGAUCAGCAACGGCUUGUCGGUGGAAUCCGUGGUACUGUGGCUCAUGACUAAACUAAAAGAUAUCUUUUUCCAAAAAAAUGAUGUUUUCUCAACCGAAUACACAAACCAAUCUAUCUACACAUGUACACAAGUGAAAUAUGUAACGACAUUACAACUUCACUGUUAUAAUUAUCGUUUAUUCAUUGAACUCUUCUUCUACAAACCUAAAAGCAAGUGUAUUCUGUAAAAUCCUCACUCAACUGAAAUAUUUCCACAUGUCUCUCCAUCUGAAAGUACCCGAUUGAGUUAGUUCAUUUGAAAAGAAAGUAGAACCAAUGUUUUGCUGUUCUUACUCGUGUGUACGUGAAUGCUUUCCUUUAUCAAGUGUAUUUCAUAAUGUGAUAUUUACUGUAAUUUUUUAAAAUGUUUAUUCGCAAAAAAACUAGCAGUUUCCUUCUUAUUUACACCUAAAGAUGAUAUAUCCAUCUAUGUUGCUGUUAGUUAACUGCGCCAAAUUACCAAAUAAAAUCUCCAUAGUGAGCGAAAUCUUUGCCUUACUAUUCUGAUCCUUUUUAUGUUUACUGUUCUGUCUGAUCAAAAUGUUUCACUCUGAGUCUUUUACUUCACACUUACUACUUCCUUUCAUUGUUAUCAGUCAUCACUGUUACUGGUGAUUCACUAGUAUUUUACUUUUGAGGUUCCUGUCAUAACACAUUCCAAACUGUUGAAAGAUAUUUCAAGCUUUCAUUCUUCUCUCCCGGUUACGUUCAUCUUUGUGAACAAGUUUUCAUAGUCUUUUGUGUUUGGUCAUGUCUUAUUUGAUAUUACAGAAGUUUCUUCAUUUUACGUAUGUAUGUUGUCUAUCUUCACUGAUAUGAUUAAAUAAUCACAAAUUACUUAGUUAAUUGGUUCCUUUUUGUUUGUCUUGUGAAUGCCUUUCAUUUCGCCUAUUUUUACCCAUGUGAAAAAUGCUUUUUGCGAUUUAUUGUUGUCAUGGUUAUCCUCAUUGUUGUGUUAUUGUUGUCUCUUAGUUUGUGAAGAUGUGCAAAAUGGACUCCAUCUUGGAAAUAUAUCAGUCAAUUGCAUACAUCCCUUCAUCAAUAAACGCAGAAUGACAGAUGGUUCUAGUUUACUCUUCAUUUAUCAAUGCUUAUAUUUUUACUUGCCUAUAUAUUUUUAACAUUUGUAAUACCCUGUGUGUAGGCAAGUUUAUUUAUCAAUUUUUCUGCCUGUAUAUGUGUGUGCGUUUGUGUCCAGCUUCCUAAACAAUGUAAUCAAGGAAUAUGAAUAAUUACUUUCAAGGC